Messenger RNA from Cercospora beticola, 3591 nucleotides. RefSeq lists its product as uncharacterized. Lineage: Eukaryota; Fungi; Ascomycota; Dothideomycetes; Mycosphaerellales; Mycosphaerellaceae. The record is from RefSeq and is a predicted model, not a curated record.
GCUUCUGGGCUGUUCUCUUGCACCUUUCUGCAAUCGUCGGGUCUUGGAGUCACGAGGCCGCCUUGACGCCACUUCGUCCUUGAGCAUGUCAGCACCUCUGGACGCUGGCGGGCAUCACCUGGAGACAACACCGCUCUCUCUUCCCCUCGCGCCGAGACUGAUCUGACAACCUUCCUGAGCCGCUGUCGGAAGCUUUCAUGUAAUAGUCUAUGGACCCUCGAGCCGUGAGCGUCGGCAGCCAUCACCAUGCUCGCCGCCAGGACUCACACAACUCUCAUCGCCACUCACGUGCCGAGACCCAGCAUGUCUCUUUCAGAGGCCAAGUUGCCAUCGAGAUGGAGCGACACGAUACGGUGUACGCCAACCAGCUAAUAGCCACAUCCCGCGAGUGUGCCUGGCAAGACGAUUCAGGAACCACCGUGCUACGCCACGUUUUCAAAGAGUCCAUGAACAGGUAUCACCCUUGGAGGCAUGUAGGACAGCAUAGUCCCCGUACCGUGGCGUUCGAUCACAGUGAGAUGCUAGGUUGUGAGGCUCAUUGCUGCAUUUCGACUCAUCAGCCUCACCUCAAGACUAUGCCGACCUACGUCUUCUCGGAACCAGACGAUUACGCAUCAUUCCAGAGCCUCUUACGAGGGACGCAAUUCUUGCGCGACUACGAUACCUUAUCGAUCAAAUGCAAAGCAACCGAGGCGCAGGCCAGCAAGAACCAUUGUGUUAAAUCGUGGCAGUCAUUUGAAGACCCUUCGCAGCGAGGCUUGAGCAUCCCGCUCACAGUCAGAUCACAGAAAGGCUUCAAGCUGAAGCAUGUUGAGGUGUCUAUUCGCUGGCUCAACUGGGAGAAGCAAGAUGCCAAAGCCGUCAAGCUUGACUUUCGGCAAAACAAGAAGCGGAGUUCGGUCACUGGGUCUGCCAAUUUCACCGCUCCCCGUCGCUCGACUCUGGGAUUCUCGCGAGGAUACUCCUGGAGCAAACAGACGUCCACUGCUCAGCCUGCAUUUCAGAGUCAAGAACGAGAUGACGGGCUCGCUCCCUCUGAGAUCGCACAGAGGUGGCAAUCAUUCGUGAUCGAGUUCUCAGACAAGAAGACACGAGAUGAAUUCUGCAACGAUCAUUGCAAUUUUCCGCGAGCUGGUGGUCUCGAUGCUAGACCCAGUUCGCUGCUCUCAUCUGCUUCCAGCAUGGAGCCUGAACUCAGUGAGCUGUCUCUGCCAUCGCCUGCAAUUUCUGUGCCCUCCUUUACAUUCAGUGGACAUACGCCAAGCACUAUGGCACAACUUCCGACUCCUCAAAUCAGCGCGUACUCGCCAAAAAGCAAAGCUUGGAACAGCGAAAUGCUGCCACUGCUUCCCAGCCCCGUGGCGCACGAUUAUCUGCGCGUCGGUGGGCCAAAAUCGAUUCCCCGCGUGAUCAGCACUUCAUUGAACUCUCCUAAUCCUGCCGCACUAUUCCACAGGAAGCUGUCGAGGACGGACGAGUUCCGCAUCUUGCGGAUAGCGAGAGGACGAGGAACUUCGCUCUGCUGUUUCCUGGAUCACCACACCUUAGCUUCCCCGCCCAAGUACGAAGCAAUGUCAUACUGUUGGGGUGUAGAAAAGGCUUCGAGAACGAUCACGAGCGGUGAUCUGGAAGGCUUUCCGAUAUCUGAGCAUUUGUGGCGAGCUCUGAACAGGCUGCGAAUGCCCCAUCAGGACCGACUGAUAUGGAUCGAUGCACUAUGCAUUAAUCAGCUCGAUGUCGAUGAGCGCAACCAGCAGAUUGCUCUGAUGCGGAGAAUUUAUUCUACGGCACUCAGGACUGUCAUAUGGAUCGGAGAUCUGCAGCCAGAACGACCCACGUGCUCGCGCGGCUUUGCCGAUGAGGGCGACGCUGAUCUGACGCUGUGUGUUCAUCCUGGACUUGCAGAGAUCGAGCAUGAGAAUGCCGUCGAGGACUUGCGCCUGGAUUUACAGCAUCUGCAAAAGCACAGCGACACAGAUGAAGGUGCUGAUGUAUGGUGGCGAAGGCUAUGGUGUGCACAGGAGGUUCAUUUCUCGAAACGCCCGCCUUCUGUCUACAUCGGCCCUCAUGCCGUCAAGUGGGCGCAUUUCUGCUCGCUGUUUGAUAGUGCCAGCCAUGCGCUCGCUCCAUUUCUCAGCCUUCAGCACACUGUCCCGGACUCUUUCAGUCAAUUGGUGUUGAUGACUGGUGCUCUGCACUGUUCAGAUCCCAGGGACCGUGUGUUUGCACUGCUCGGGAUGGCGCAUCGUGCCGCACAAGCUCUCAAGCCCGACUACCGCAAAAGCAUCAUCAGCAUCAUCGAAGAUGCCUGCCUCUAUCUGAUCCAGGAAUCUGGCACUGUCGAUGUGCUGCUGGACGAACGCAUCACUCGAUCAAUCUAUGGCAGGGAAGAGCUGCAUGACGUUAUCCCAUCAUGGAUCCCAGAUCUAACUUGUCUACUUGGCAUGGGAACUAUACUCGACGGUCACAAGAACAACGCAGGACUGCUUCACGAUCAGCCGCCACAAAUUCCCAUUGUUGGACUGUCAGAAGCCCAGCCACCACUUUUCUCCGUCGAUGCAGAGUACGAUUUGCCGAGAACGUUAAGUUGUCGCGGCGUUUAUUUCGACACCAUCGAGAGGCGAACAACAGUUGCUGAUAUCCCUCUGUACGAGCAGUCUCCCGAUGGAUCACUGAUAUACAAUUCUCUAAAAGAACGAGGUCAUAUUAUUGACGAAAUACUGAACAAAUUGAAGUACGACUUCGGCGAGCACAAACGGCAGAGCAAGCACGGACUGGAUGUCAACCCAAGCGUUGGACGUCUCAUGUUGGACUACCUUCUCGAGGGCCGACGAAGCUAUGUCGAAGAUCUAGAACGCAGGACCAAGCCACCAGAGCGGGACGUGGUGACUUCCUACGAGCGCCAAGAAGACGAUGAUCUCGCGUAUUUGCAACACGAAAGCAGGCAUCGUGAUGUCAGAAGAGACGUCGAGUACGUCCGAGAGCGCUGGAGGUUGAAGAUCUUGCGCGCAGAGGCGAAUGAGCGCUUCGUGCCAGAACGUAUCGCGCCAGCACUUGCCAGUGGAAACGUCAAAAUUGAGCAAGAUUUUCUUGUUGCCCGUGAUCUCGGCAACCUGUUCGCAUAUGCUCGGCGAACGAAAAACAGAUAUUACCUGAACACUGCCAACUCCGAAGCGCCGAUGCGACGAGACGUGUUGAAUUGUGCUAGCAUCGCGGAGGUGAAACGGCUACGCACGCAGUAUGAUUCUCAGGCGCAGGAUUUAGAGCUUCAUCAGUACAACGCCAAGUGUCGCGAGCGGGACUUUUUCAAGACGAAGAUGGGAUUUUUGGGCUUGGGUCCUUCUUGUUUACAGGAAGGCGAUGAGGUUGUAAUUCUUUUGGGUGCGAGUCGGCCAUUUAUCCUUAGGAAGGAUCUGGUGUCGGGAUCACAUUACACUUUUGUAGGAGAGGCGGUUGUGCCUAGUAUUAUGUCGGGAAAGUGGACGAGGUUGGAGAAGGAGUCGUGGACAGAUUUUAGAAUCAAGUGAAGACUUGUCGUCGUGAAGAAAUGAUCGAAUUCUGGCGAUUAUUGAUAAUUGUCAUGGUCCUGUU